GCGUUCCAUUCCCAUGGCAACGCAUUAUUUCCAGAUCCAGAAGCCCAGCUUUGGUGAGACUCGACAUGGCCCGGGCACCAGCACGGGCCCGAGGUAGCAGAGGUCUGAACUGCCUAGCCGGGUCACAGCAAACCAGAAUCCCAGCACAAGAGACAGAUGACUUGUUCACUACUUGUCAAUUUGGAGAGACUGAGGAAGACACUGCAGUUGAGGAAGCAGAGACCAUUGACUGUUUGUCUAUUCCAAAACAGAAGUUAGCUCAGUCCCAGAAGAAGAUUAAUCAAUUCAUUAAUGAGAAAAUGAGUACCAAAGCAAACAAGGAGCUGAUUCGGUGUUUCAUCCUCUCUCAGAUUGUUUUUGGGAAAGAACACUGGAAAUGUGCACAGGCUUUAGCCAAUCUGGCUUAUGGUUACCUGACACUGAGAGGCCUCCCAGCUCAGGCCAAGAAACAUGCCGAGUCAGCCAGGAACACACUGCUGACCUGGAAGCGAAACACGACCUCAGACAAGGAGAAAAAGGAAAUUCUGGAAACUCUGGUCAUACUCUAUUAUACUCUGGGGAUAGCCUGGCUCCUACAAAACCAUGGCAAACAGGCCUACAUCCACCUGCAGAAAGCACAGAGAAAUAUGAAGGAACUGAAAGAAUUAAACAACGGCAGCAUUUAUGAAAUCCAAGUCUCGGAUAAAGACCUAACCAUUGCUUUGGGCAGAGCCUCCUUGGCUAUGCACAGGAUGCACCUGGCCCUGGCCUACUUUGAGAAGGCAAUUUGCGGUGUUAUCCUGGCCAAGGGUCAUGACACAUCAGAUCUGAUCAGUUUGUAUGAAGAAAUCGCUCAGAUUGAGCAGCUGAGGAAGAACCACGAACAGGCCAUCCAGUAUCUGCAGCAGGCCUAUUCUAUCAGUGUUUCUUCGUUUACUGAAGUCAGCCCCCAAACUGCUGAGGCGAGUGCUUUACUAGCAAAAGCUUAUGCCAUGUCCGGAGAAUCCCAGCACAGGGGCAAACAGACAAGAGCAAAUGCUGGCGAGGAUGUGGACAAGAAUCGUGCUGCUGGGGAUUAAAUAGAGACUUGCACACAGGUAUUUAUGCCAGACCUAUUCAUAUACCCAUAUUCAACAGUUAAGCUAUGAAACAGUCUAGGUGUCCAUUGACAAGAACACAAAAUUCAUAUACAAUGGAACGUUUUCAGCCAUAAAGAAGAAUGAAGUUAUGUGCGGAAUAGUAGAUAUAACCGGAGAUCAUUGUAUUUUGUGAAUUAAAUCAAUAUCAGAAAGACAAAUUUUAUGUUUUCUCUUAUAGAUUCAUAAAAUAUGUACUAGUACAUGAAAAGUAAAAAACAAAAGUGUCUAAGAAAACAAAGGGGAUGGUUGGAGAGGGUGCAGGGCUCAAUGGGGAGGGGAGAGAGCCGGACACAAGCUACAGGUCUCAUUGCUGUGAUAAAUCACCUGACAGAAGAGGCCGGAAGAAGAGUUUAUUUGGGCGCACAGUUUUGAAGUGUGUACCAUCCUAGCAGAGGAUAUGUGUGGUCAUGGCGGCAAGACCCAGAGGCAGCUGGUGUCUGCUGCAUCUGUAGUCAGGAAGCAGGGGGCUGACGGAGGCCUGUGCUCAGCAUCCCUUAUUUUAAUUGACCCUGGACCCCAGCCCUCAGAGUGACACUGGCCAUAUUUAGAGCAGGCCUUCUCAGUGCAGUUAGCCUGGUCUAAAUGAUUCCUCACAGAUUUGUCCAGAGAUUUGUUCCCAUGGUGAUUCUAAAUCACAUAAACAACAAUCAAUAUGAGGCUUUAUGGGUGGGAAGGAUAUGCACAAAGUACAUUAUAGAUGUGCACGAAACUCUUAUUUAACCCAGUACAAUAAAGUCUUUAAAAUAUUUAAAAAUUGUAUAGUUGAGUCUUUUUUAAUUAGACAUUUUAUUUAUUUACAUUUCAAAUGUUAUCCCCUUUCAGGGUUUCCCCUCUGGAAACCCCAUAUCCUAUCUCCCCCUGCUUCUAUAAGGGUGUUCCCCCACUCAUCUACCCACUCCCACCUCCCCGCCUUGGCAUUCCCCUAUACUAGGGCAUCGAGCCUUCCCAGGACCAAGGGCCAUUCCUCCCAUUGAUGUCCAACAAGGCCAUCCUAUGCAAUAUAUGUGACUGGAGCCAUGGGCUGGUUGGUGGUUUAGACCCAGGAAGCUCUGGGGUAUCUGGUUGGUUGAUAUUGUUGUUCUUCCUAUGGGGAUGCAAACCCCCUCAGAUACCUCAGUCCUUUCUCUAGCUCCUCCAUUGGGGAUCUGCCUCUGUAUUUGUCAGGUUCUGGUAGCGUGUCUCAAAAGACAGCUAACUAUAUAUCAGGCUCCUGUUAGCAAGCACUUCUUGGCAUCCACAAUAGUAUCUUGGGUUUGGUGUCUGUAUAUGGGCUGGAUCCCCAGGUGGGGGAGUCUGUGGAUGGCCUUUCCUUCAGUCUCUGCUCCACACUUUGUCUCUAUAUUUCCUCCCUUUAGUAUUUUGUUCUCCCUUCUAAGAAGGACUGAAGUGUCCAUGCUCUGGUCUUCCUUCUUCUUGAGCUUCUUGUGGUCUGAAUUGUAUCUUGGGUAUUCCAAGCUUUUGGGCUAAUAUCCACUUAUCAGUGAGCACAUGCCAUGUGUUCUUUUAUGACUGGGUUACCUCACUCAGGAUGAUAUUUUCUAGUUCCAUCCAUUUGCUUAAGAAUUUGAUGAAGUCAUUGUUUUUGAUAGCUGAGUAAUAUUCCAUUGUGUAGAUGUACCACAUUUUCUGUAUCCAUUCCUCUGUUGAAGGGCAUCUGGGUUCGUUCCAGCUUCUGACUACUAUAAAUAAGGCUGUUAUGAACAUAGUGGAGCACGUGUCCUUGGUAUAUGUUGGAGCAUCUACCCAAAAGAUAGUAUAGCUGGGUUCUCAGGUAGUACUAUGUCCAAAGGAACUGCCAGACUGGUUUCCAGAAUGGUUGUACCAGCUUGAAAUCUCACCAACAAUGGAGGAAUGUUCCUCUUUCUCCACAUCCUCACCAACAUCUGCUGUCACUUGAGUUCUUGAUCUUAGCCAUUCUGACUGGUGUGAGGUGGAAUCUCAGGGUUAUUUUGAUUUGCAUUUCCCUGAUGACUAAAGAUACUGACAUUACUUUUCAAGUUUCUGAGAUAUUUGGUAUUCCUCCGUUGAAAAUUCUUUCUUUAGCUCUGUACCCCAUUUUUUAAUUCUAUCUAUUUAGAUCUCUGGAGUCUAACCUCUUGAGUUCUUUGUAUAUAUUGGAUAUUAGCCCUCUAUCAGAUGUAGGAUUGGUAAAGAUCUUUUCCCAAUCUGUUGGUUGCUGUUUGGUCCUAAUGACAGUGCCCUUUGCCUUACCGAAGCACUGCAAUUUUAUGAGGUUCCAUUUGUUGAUUCUUUGUUUGUUUGUUUGUUUUCUGGAGCUGAGGACCGAACCCAGGGCCUUGUGCUUGCUAGGCAAGCGCUCUACCACUGAGCUAAAUCCCCAACCCCUUCUUUUUUUUGUUUUCUUUUCUUUUCUUUUUUUUUAUGAUUCUUGAUCCUAGAGCAUAAGCCAUUGAUAUUCUCUUCAGGAAAUUUCCCGCUGUGCCCUUGUGUUCGAGGCUCUUCCCUUCUCUCUCUUUUAUUAGUUUGAGUGUAUCUGGUUUUAUGUGGAGGUCCUUGAUCCAGUUGGACCUGAGCUUUGUACAGAGGGAUAAGAGUGGGUUGAUUUGCAUUCUUCUACAUGUUGACCUCCAGUCGAACCAGCACCAUUUGUUGAAAAUGCUAUCUUUUCCCCACUGGAUCAUUUUAGCUCCUUUGUCAAAGAUCAAGUGGCCAUAGAUGUGUGGGUUCAUUUCUGGGUCUUCAAUUCUAUUCCAUUGUUCUCCCUGCCUGUCUCUGUACCAGUACCAUUCACUUUUUAUCACUAUUGUUCUCUAAUACAGCUUGAGGUCAGGGAUGGUAAUUCCCCCAGAAGUUCUUUUAUUGUUGAGAGUAGUUCUUGAUAUCCUGGGUUUUUUGUUAUUCCAAAUGAAUUUGCAAAUUGCUUUUUUGAACUCUUUGAAGAAUCGAGAUGGAAUUUUGAUGGGGAUUGCAUUGAAUCUGUAGACUGCUUUUGGCAAGAUGGCCAUCUUUACUGUAUUAAUCCUACCAAUCCACGAGCAUGGGAGAUCUUUCCAUCUUCUGAGAUCUUCAAUUUCUUUCUUCAGAGGCUUGAAGUUCUUGUCAUAUAGAUCUUUCACUCACUUGGUUAGAGUCACACUAAAGUAUUUUAUACUAUUUGUGACUCUUGUAAAGGGUGCUGCUUCCCUAAUUUCUUUCUCAGCCUGCUUAUCCUUUGAGUAAAGGAAGGCUAUUGAUUUGUUUAAGUUAAUUUUAUAUCGAGCCACUUUGCUGAAGUUUUAUCAGCUGUAGGAGUUCUUUGGUGGAAGUUUUGUGGUAACUUAAGUAUACUAUCAUAUCAUCUGCAAAUAGUGAUAUUUUGACUUUUUUCUUUCCAUUUUGUAUCUGUUUGACCUCCUUUGGUCGUCUAAUUGCUCUGGCUAGGACUUCAAGUACUAUAUGGAAAAAGUAAAGGGAGAGAGUGAAGCCUUAUCUAGUCCCUGAUUUUAGUGGGAUUGCUUCAAGUUUCUAUCCAUUUAGUUUGAUGUUGGCUACUGGUUUACUGUAUAUUACUUUUGUGUUUGGAUCUUUUUUUUUCUUUUUUUUCGGAGCUGGGGACCGAACCCAGGGCCUUGCGCUUGCUAGGCAAGCGCUCUACCACUGAGCUAAAUCCCCAAUCCUGUAUAUUACUUUUACUAUGUUUAGUAAUGGGCUUUGAAUUCCUGGUCUUUCCAAAACUUUUAUCACGAAGGGGUGUUGAAUAUUGUCAAAUGCUUUCUCAGCAUCUAAUGAGAUGAUCAUGUGGUUUUUUCUUUGAGUUUAUUUAUAUAGUGGAUUACAUUGAUGGAUUUCUAUAUAUUGAACCAUCCCUGCAUCCCUGGGAUGAAGCCUACUUGAUCAUGAUGGAUGAGCGUUUUGAUGUGUUCUUGGAUUCACUUUGCAAGAAUUUUAUUGAGUAUUUUUACAUCAAUAUUCACAAGUGAAAUUGGUCUGAAGUUCUCUUUCUUUGUUGGGUCUUUGUGUGGUUUAGGUAUGAGCAUAAUUGUGGCUUCAUAGAACAAAUUAGGUAGUGCUCCUUCUGUUUCUAUUUUGUGGAAUAGUUUGGACAGUAUUGGUAUUAGGUCUUCUAUGAAGGUCUGAUAGAAUUCUGAACUAAACCCAUCUGGUCUUGGGCUUUUUUGUUUUAGGAGACUUUUAAUAACUGCUUCUAUUUCUUUAGGAGUUAUGGGGUUGUUUAGAUGGUUUAUCUGAUCCUGAUUUAACUUUGCUACCUGGUAUCUGUCUAGAAAAUUGUCCAUUUCAUCCAGAUUUUCCAGUUUCUAAUAAUUUUUUGGAUUCCCUCAGUUUAUGUUGUUAUGUCUCCCUUUUCAUUUUUGAUUUGUUAAUUUGGAUACUCUCUCUCUGCCCUCUGGUUAGUUUCGCUAAGGGUUUAUCUAUCUUGUUGAUUUUCUCAAAGAACCAACUCCCGGUUGUGUUGAUUCUUUGUAUAGUUCUUUGUGUUUCUGCUUGGUUGAUUUCAGCCCUGAGUUUGAUUAUUUCCUGCCGUCUACUCCACCUGGGCGUAUUUGCUUCUUUUUGUUCUAGAGCUUUCAGGUGUGCUGUCAAGUUGCUAGUGUAUGCUCUGUCCAGUUUCUUUUUAAAGACACUCAGAACUAUGAAUUUUCCUCUUAGCACUCCUUUCACUAUGUCCCAUAAGUUUGAGUAUGCUGUGCCUUCAUUUUUAUUAAAUUCUAAAAAGUCUUUAUUUCUUCCUUGACCAAGAUGUCAUUAAGUAGAGCGUUAUUCAGCUUUGAGGUGUAUGUGGGCUUUCUGUCAUUUUUGUUGUUGAAGACCAGCCUUAGUCCAUGGUAAUGUGAUAGAAUGCAUGGUAUUAUUUCAGUCUUCCUGUAUCUGUUGAGGCCUGUUUUGUGACCAAUUACAUGGUCAAUUUUGGAGAAGAUACUAUGAGAUAAAAUGAAGAUUCUUUCAUUUUAGGAUGAAAUGUUAUAUAUGUGUGUGUGUGUGUGUGUGUGUGUGUGUUAAAUCCAUUUGGUUCAUAACUUUUGUUAGUUUCACUGUGUUUCUGUUUAGUUUCUGUUUCCAUGAUCUGUCCAUUGAUGAGAGUGGGGUGUUGAAGUCUCCCAUUAUUAUUGUGUGAGGUACAGUGCGUGCUUUGAUCUUUAGUAAUAAUUCUUUUAUUAAUGUGGGUGCCCUUGCAUUUAGAGCAUAGAUGUUCAGAAUUGAGAGUUCAUAUUGUAGAUUUUUCUUUUAAUGAAUAUGAAGUGUCCUUCCUUACCUUUUUUGAUAACUUUUGGUUGAAUGGCAAUUUUAUUCGAUAUUAGAACGGCUAUUCUAGUUUGUUUCUUGGGACAAUUUGCUUGGAAAAAUUUCCCCAGCCUUUUACUCUGAGGUAGUGUCUGUCUUUGUCAAUGAGGUGCAUUUCCUAUAUGCAACAGAAUGCUGGGUCCUCUUUAAAUAUCCAGUCUGUUAGUCUAUGUCUUUUUAUUGGGGAAUUGAGUCCAUUGAUGUUAAGAGAUAUUAAGGAAAAAUGAUUGUUGCUUUCUGCUAUUUUUGUUUUUAGAGAUGGAAUUAUGUUUGUGUGGAUAUCUUCUUUUGGGUUCUUAGAAAGAAGAUUAUUUCCUGCUUUUUCUAGCAUGUAGUUUCACUCCUUGUGUUGGAGUUUUCCAUCUAUUUUCCUUUGUAGGACUAUCUUUGUGUAAAGAUAUUGUAUAAAUUUGACUUUGUCAUGGAAUAUCUUGGUUUCUCCAUCUAUAUUAAUUUAGUGUUUUGUGGGUAUAGUAGUCUGGUCUGGCAUUUAUGGCCUCUUAGGGUCUGAUGACAUUUGCCCAGGAUCUUCUGGAUUUUAGAGUCUCUGGUGAGAAGUCUGGUGUAACUCUGAUAUGUCUGCUUUACUGCUUUUAAUAUUUUUCUGUGUUUUAUGCUUUUGGUGUUUUGAUUAUUAUGUGAUAGGAGGAAUUUCUUUUCUGGUCCAAUCUAGUUGCAGUUCUGUAGGCUUCUUGUGUAUUCAUGCUCAUCUCUUUCUUUAGGUUAGGGAAGUUUUCUUCUAUGAUUUUGUUGAAGAUCUUUACUGGUCCUUUAAGUUGGGAGUUUUCACUCUCUUCUGUACCUAUUAUCCUUAGGUUUGGUCUUCUUAUUGUGUCCUGGAUUUCCUGGAUGCUUUGAGCUAGGAGCUUUUUGCAUUUUGCAUUUCCUUUGACUGUUGUGUCUUCUAUGGAACCUUCUGUUCCUGAGAUUCUCUCUUCUAUCUCUUGUAUUCUGUUGGUGAUGCUUGCAUCUUUGACUCCUGAUCUCUUUCCUAGGUUUUCUAUCUCCAGGGUUGUCUCCCUUUGUGCUUUCUUUAUUGUUUUUAUUUCCAUUUUUAGAUCCUGGAUAGUUUUGCUCAAUUCCUUCACCUGCUUGGUUGUGUUUUCCUGUAAUUCUUUAAGGGAUUUUUGUGUUUCUUCUUUAAGGGCUUUUAUCUGUUUACCUCUGUUGUCCUGUAUUUCUUUAAGGGAGUUGUUUAUGUCCUCCUUAAAUUCCUCUAUCAUCAUCAUGAGAGAUGAUUUUAAAUCAGAAUCUUUCUUUUUCAGUGUGUUGGGUAAUCCAGGACUUGCUGUGGUGGGAGAACUGGGUUCUGAUGAUGCCAAGUAGCCUUGGUUUCUGUUGCUUAGGUUCUUGUGCCUGCCUCUUGCCAUCUGUUUAUCUCUGGUGUUAGUUGAUCUUGCUGUCUCUGACUGGAGCCUGUCCCUCCUGUGAGCCUGUGAGCCUUUAAUCUUAGUUGUGUCAGCACUCCUGGGAGACCAGCUCUCUCAGGGCCCGAUUUGGGUCCAGAGAGAUUCUGUAGUCUAACUCCCCAACAAUGGUCAGCAGCAGCUGUGAAUAGAAGUCCAAGGAUCUAGCAAUUGCUCACUCCUACAAGGCAAGCAGGCAAACCAGAGAUGAGCUUUUGUUAUUAAAUUAAACUUCACCUAGACCAAAAUUUUAUGCAGCAAAACUGAAAAUAAAAUUUAGCCAUGAGAAAAGACAGUUCUAGAAUAGAAAGAAUUAAAGUCCAAAUUUGAGAAGGGUUUUCUGUGCAUACCAAAAGGUAUAAUAUUAAAGAAGAGAUUGACAUUUUAAUUACAAAAAGAUAUAAAACUAUGUCUGUCACAAAAUACUGAACACAGAACAUAAAACUCACCCUGCAUGAACAAGUAACUUAGCAGAUGCAUAUGUAUUAAAAAUUGAUUCAUAGUUAAUCCUCCCAAAAAAGAAAUUUCUUCAUGUAGACAAUAUCACUUUGGAAGUCUACCUAACAUUUAAAGAAAGAAUAAUACCAAUUCUCUAUCACCUCCGUGACAUAUAGGAGGGAUGGUGAGGUGACUUGUCAGAUAAAGGUGCUUGCCACCAAGCCUAAUGCCUGAAUUCAAUCCCCAAACCCCACAUGGUGGAAGGAAAGAACCGACUCUGAAGGUUGGGCUCUGACCUCCAUGGGCACACCAUGGCACAUGAAGAUCCAUCCUUACUGCCCACACGUGUGCUUACAAAAAUAAAGUUUAGGAUGAGAGAAAUAAAAAACAUACAAGAGGCUUUUAACUUCUUCCUGUUCCAGAGACUGCCGCGUCUUCUCUAGUGCCAGCCUGAUCCCCGAGACAUUAUGGUAAAGAUAGGAGAGGGCAGAUUUGGCCAGAUGGGGCACUUGGUCACUAAAUCUGCUUUCAACUAUGAUGAAGUGGGUAUUGACACCAGUGCUGCCUUUAUUAACCUUAGCUACAGUCUUCCUUCACAGUCCAGCAUCACUCUACUCCACAGCAAGUUACACAGUACAGUCAAAUCUGAGAAAAGGAAACUUGUCAGCAACGGGAGGGCCUCUCUUGUCUUCUAGGAGUGAGGGCCUGCCAACAUCAAGCGGAGUGAUGUUGGCGCAG
Rattus norvegicus (Norway rat) is the source of this 8941-nucleotide messenger RNA. The record is from RefSeq and is a predicted model, not a curated record. NCBI's taxonomy places the organism in Eukaryota, Metazoa, Chordata, Mammalia, Rodentia, Muridae.